Molecule: messenger RNA, 2158 nt
Organism: Westerdykella ornata
Lineage: Eukaryota; Fungi; Ascomycota; Dothideomycetes; Pleosporales; Sporormiaceae
Product: MFS general substrate transporter
Exons: 5
Coding region: 129-2024 (631 amino acids)
Biological process (GO): transmembrane transport
Molecular function (GO): transmembrane transporter activity
Source: RefSeq, a predicted model, not a curated record
CGUUCCUCACAUCUCACCAUUCUCCAGAUUGCCGAAUAGGUAUCAUUAUGCUCUGGUCCACCCCCUAAGAGAUCACUUUAUCUACUCUUGUUGUCAUGUCUUACUACCUCCAUGCAUGAGAUAGAAAGAUGAGCAGAUCACAGCGCUCCUCUUUCAACUCCUCUUCUGAGGACCUCGGUGCUGCCCAAUUUAUAACCAACUUGUUACCACACCAGCUUCAACACCUGCAGUUCUCCGUACCCGAAAAGGAUGAACCAGAGCAGUUUCUCGAACGUCCGAGACAGGUCCCGGUACCGAAGCGCUUCACAAUCGACCCAUUGGAUCUCGCAAGGUUAAAGGAGGGUGCAAACCAGCACACCAGGAAAGCAAGCUUGAUCAGUUGGCUUAGCCGGAAUGGAAGUGAUGAUGGGUCAGGGUCCAGGAUCAGCGUCGACUGGCUGAAAGAAGUAGAAAGAGCAGCAGCAGAGAAAGUGAACGGGUUAGAUUGGAAAUUUCAUGCAACUGGAGCGGCCCUCUUCAUCCUGAAUCUUGUUGUUGCAUGGGAUGCCACGACGCUACCGAUUGCGCUGCCAACGAUAGCGACGACCUUGAAAGGAGGGGUGCUUGAGACUUUUUGGGUGGGCGUCUCCUUUCUUGUUGCAGUGACAUGCUCUCUUCCGCUCUUCGCAGCGCUCAGUCAUGUCUUCGGCCGCAAGCCCAUCCUCCUUGCGACACUGACGGUCUUUGCCCUUGGAUCGCUGAUCGCAGCCGUCACUGGCAGCUUCACUGGUUUAUUACUGGGUCGUACUCUUCAAGGCAUUGGCGCCGGCAGUAUUUAUCCUCUGUCCAACCUUAUCGUGUCGGACCUGAUCACGCAUGCUGACCGAAAGAAAUGGAGCGGAAUCCUUGGUGUUGCAUGGGUUAUCGGCGCAGUUUCUGGACCCGUAAUUGGGGGAUUUCUCGCUCAGAGUGAGCAAUGGCGCUGGAUCUUCUGGUUGAAUUUGCCUUGUAGCAUUGUGGUCUUUAUCCUCCUUGCUUUCUGUGCACGCUUGAGACCUGCGGCUGCUGGAGCCCUCCUACCUAAACUGCGCAAUGUCGACUGGUUUGGAUUCGUCCUUUUAUCAGGGUCCCUGAUAGUGGCAUUACUGGGCUUGACUUGGGCUGGUCCGCUGCAUCCUUGGGCAAGCGUCCGCACCAUCCUACCGAUCCAGUUCGGCGUCUUCGGCAUCUUGAUCUUCCUUGUUUGGAGUUGGUACUCCCCCUGCAAAUCGCUUGUCUGUCUCGAAGGUUCCUGGGAGCCCACCAAGCUCGCCACAUACUUCGGGGCGAUGAUCCAGGGAAUCAUUGUCUCCGCCGCAUUAUACUUUUUGCCUCUAUACUUUGACGUCGCGAAACGUUCCUAUACUUUUGUGGAAAUCGGUAUUGCACUCUUCGCUUGGAGUGUUUCUCUCGCCAUCCUUGCCGCCAUCUCCUUCUUUGCCGCCUCAGGCACAUCGCUACGGCGGGGUCUUAUCAGGUUUGGAUGGUUCCUCGUCGUGCUGGGAACGGCGCUCAUGACUGUAUUGAAGAGGGAGUCCGGCACCAUCAUGUGGAUCUGCAUUGCAGUUUUCUCGGCUUUUGGGAUGGGGAUCUUGUAUCCUACGAUUUCGGCCAUUGCGUUAUCGACCAGUAGGUGUGAGGAUGACGAGACAGCAGUGGUGAACUUUGCUUUCUUCCAGACACUGGGCCAAACGCUUGGAGUCGCUAUCGGAGCAUCGAUCUUCCAGAACGAGCUUUACAAACAGCUCCUGAAGAAAACCCUGCCUGAGAGAAUAGCGUAUCGCUAUGUUAAGAACGCUUUCCCAUUGGUCACCAUAGUUCGGGACCUGACGACAGAGGAUGAGCUCAAGACACAAGUCGCAGAUGCGUAUAUCGCCGCUAUUAGGGUGAUUUGGGUAGUUUCGGCAGUUUUAGCUGGGGCCGCUAUGUUGGCGGGUUUCUUUGUACGAAGACCUCAUCCGAGGAAGUCAAAGGAGGGGGAGGCUGCAGCUAAAGAGCUUGGGUGAUGCAGCUGUGGUUUGCUGCUCGCGGGAGUGCCUAUACGAAUUAUCGUGGAAUAACACCGCCAUAUUCUAUUCGUCAUAUCUGGAUUGGAGCGUCUCUCACGUUCUGUUUCAACAGACGACACAGUGUUGAAUAU